Messenger RNA from Miscanthus lutarioriparius, 1836 nucleotides. The record is from the annotation of a GenBank genome assembly. NCBI's taxonomy places the organism in Eukaryota, Viridiplantae, Streptophyta, Magnoliopsida, Poales, Poaceae.
AUGGCCGCAGCGGAGAAGGUGUGCGAGGAGGGGACGGAGGAGUACGAGAGCGACCUCGACGACGGGCCCCUCUCCGCGGCGAGGCGUCGCGGGGCGGCGAGCGACGACGACGAGGAGGAGGAGGGCGGCGGUGGGAGCAGGAGGGGUUCGCCGCCGCCGUCCACGAUGUUAGGCUCCGGGUCCGACGACUCCGGCGGGCAGGGCGCCGCCGAGCUGUACGACGACGAGGAGGUGUACGGCGGCACUGAGGAGGAGGAUGAGGAUGUGGAAUACGAGGACGUGCGUGAGGAGUACGAGGCGGGAGUUGGGGGUGGAGAGACUGGAGUAGUGAAUGGUGAGGUGUCUUUGGCGGCGGAUGAAGGGAAGUACGAGGACAAUGAAGCGGCAGCGGAAGAGGAUGAAGAGGAGGAAGCGGCGAUGAGAAGAGAGGAAGUGAAGAAGGCUAGUGACAGUGAACCCUACGCCGUGCCGACGGCAGGCGUCUUCUACCAGCACGACAUUCGCUUUCAGGGCCAGGAAGACGGCAACCGCGGUUACCAAAGGCAAAUUUUUGGUGGUCAAAAGAUAUGGGAUCCUAAAGAAGAGGCAGUUUGGGCGCAUGAUCUGUUUAAUGAGAUAAAUUUCCAUGAUAAUAAGCAUGACAAUGCGAGUAUCAUGCAUAGUGUUGACAAUGAUUAUUUUCAUGGAUGCAAAUCCUACUAUGACACCAAAAUCGUUGAAAAUGUAAAGCAGACACAAUUUCAUUCAUAUGAUGGCAAUGCUAAAGGCUACAGUGAUGAAAGAAAUAAAUACAGAGAGAGAGGCUCUAGAACCAACCAAUCUCGUCGGACGACUUCUAGAAUCUCUUCAGCACAAAAUAAUACCAAAUCAUAUUCCAAAUCACAAGAUGCAGAGAUUUUGUACAAUGCAGUUUAUCAGCAAAAAUCAGUUCAACGACCAAUCCUACCCACACCAAGGGUGUCUGCUAAGAUAUUUGUUCAGAAAGUUAUGAGUACCAACAAAAUUCAAUCUCAUCCACAAACAACACUGGUAAGUUCAUCUGGUGAUGGUGAGGCCACUGCACCUCCUGAAUCAAACAGUUCUGUAGUGGUAUCAGCAGUAACAGGGCAUGAUGAUAUGAGCGAAGCAGAGAGGACUUAUUUUCUUGAUGGUGGUAGCCUUGUUCUUGGCAAUACAGGAGCAAGAGGCUCAAUGCUUGAUGACCCGGGUUCCAGUAACACUACAGCAAAAUUGCCAGUUAUGCUGUUUAGUGGCCUUCAUCCUAGGGGACCUGGUUUCACUUCUGAUGCUAUGGUUCUGCCGGAAUUUGUGGAUCAACGACGUGGUGGCAAUUUUGAAAUGAGACUAAUGGCCUGUGAAAGUAGGUCGCCAAUAUUGACUGUGACUGGUGCUACUGGGGUUCAGGAAGGAGCAAUCAGUCCACCUUAUUUUGGUAGUAAUUGUCUCCAACAUUUUGAACUUACAUCUCCAUUAGCAUCGCCAAGUGACCAUGGUGUAAAGAAAGAUCCUAUUUCACUGACUUCCCAAUAUCCUAUGUCACUGACUUACCAAAAAAUACCAGAGGUUAAAGGUCAUGAAUUUAUUAAUCUUCAAAACAGAACUCGCAGAAUUUGCAAUCUGUUGUCAUUUUGCCGAAUGGUUAAGUUCUUUCUCAAGACCAAGUCCUGCUUCCUUGUAAAGCUACAGAUUUUUCUCUGUCUCGUUCACCAGGUUUAUAUGAACUUCUCAGAAUAUGAUUUUGAUCUCUGCCCAUUUACUUGUGGGAACCCUUGCUCAGCUCUUCAGUGGUUAUUUGUGGUAACUCUUGCUCACCUACUCAGUGGUUACUUGUGGUAA